GGUGUUGAAGGCGCUGCCGCAGAUGCAGAGGCAAUAAAAAGUUGGGUGGGAUGGAAUGUUUUUAGAAGACUACAGCAGUGAAGCAUCAUCAUCAUCAUCAUCGUCAUCAUCAUCAGGAUUAGGAGCAGCAAAGUGAUGGAGCCACAACAGAUCAGAGAGGGAUACUUGGUGAAAAAGCGUUCAGUGUUGAACUACUGGACAGCAGUGUGGGUGGUCCUGUCCGAUGAUGGCCUGGAAUUCUACAAGAAGAAAACGGAUCAGUCCCCCAAAGGAAUGAUCCCUCUGAACGGUGCCACGCUUGUCAAUCCUUGCCAGGAUUGUGGCAAUAGAGUGCUGGUGUUCAAGAUCACCACACUCAAGAAGCAGGACCACUUCUUCCAAGCCUCGCAUGUGGAGGAGAAAGAAUUGUGGGUGAAAGACAUCAAGAGGGCCAUCACGUGUCUGCAAGGGGGGAAGAAGUUCGCUAGGAAGUCCACAAGACGCUCCAUUCGCCUGCCGGACACGGUUAACCUUGCUCAGCUGUACGCUCUACUGAGAGACCAAGACGAAGGGGUCAAAGAGUUAAAACUGGAGCGGGAGAACCGCAUCUUCAACCACUGCUUCACUGGCUCCACGGUGAUAGACUGGCUCAUCUCCAAGGAGAAGGCUCGGAACAGGCCCGAGGCGCUGAUGUUGUCCACAGGCCUUCUGAACGAGGGCUUCCUGCAGCCUGCCGGUGAUCUCUCCAAAGAGGGGGCGGAGAGCGGCAAAAACUGUGUUUUCUUGGACCAGACCGAUGCUUUUUACUACUUUGCAGACAGCGGAUUCUUCUGCGAAGGCUACUCCAGUGACGAGGACUCUCUUCUCAAGGAGGAGUUCAGAGGGAACAUCGUCAAACAAGGCUGCUUGCUCAAACAGGGCCACAGGAGGAAAAACUGGAAAGUCCGCAAGUUCAUUCUGAGGAACGACCCUCCUUAUAUGCAUUAUUACGACCCCACCAAGGGUGAAGACCCCCUGGGCUCCAUCUAUUUGCGGGGGUCCGUGGUGACAGCUUUGGAGUUUGUGCCGGACGCCCAAAAAUAUGACAUCGAAGGAAACCUCUUCGAGAUCAUCACCUCGGAGGAAACGCAUUACUACCUCCAGGCGGCCACGGGCGAGGAGAGGAAAGGGUGGAUCGAAGCGGUGCAGGAAGUGUCUAAAAGUGUCUAAAAGUGGGAAGUGAAUUGUGACUUUGUAGCAACAUUCUUCUCUAACUUAUUAGACCAGGGGUGUCAAACUAAUUUUAGCUCGAGGGCUGCAUGGAGAAAAGCCUAUUGGCCGGACGGGUAAAAUCAUGGCAUGAUAACUUCAAAUAUAACUAUGACAACUUCAGAUUGUUUUUUUUUUGUUUUACUUUGGCCCAAAAUAUCACACCAGUGAAGUUGGCACGUUGUGUAAUUCGUAAAUAAAAACAGAAUACAAAAAUUUGCAAAUCAUUUUCAACUUACAUUCAAUUGAAUAGACUGCGAAGACAACAUAUUUAAUGUUCCAACUGAGAAACUUGUCAAAAAGUUGUCACAUGGGCAUUGUUACCACUGUGUUACAUGGCCUUUCCUUUUAACAACACUCAGUAAAGGUUUGGGAACUGAGGAGACACAUUUUUUAAGCUUCUCAGGUGGAAUUCUUUCCCAUUAUUGCUUGAUGUACAGCUUAAGUUGUUCAACAGUCCGGGGGUCUCCCUUGUGGUAUUUUAGGCUUCAUAAUGAGCCACACAUUUUCAAUGGGAGACAGGUCUGGACUACAGGCAGGCCAGUCUAGUACCCGCACUCUUUUACUAUAAGGCUACACUGUUGUAACACAAGCUUUGCAUUGUCUUGCUGAAAUAAGCAGGGGCGUCCGUGAAAAAGACGUUGCUUGGAUGGCAACAUAUGUUGCUCCAAAACCUGUAUGUACCUUUCA
Messenger RNA from Nerophis lumbriciformis (worm pipefish), 1917 nucleotides. RefSeq names its product pleckstrin (gene plek). NCBI's taxonomy places the organism in Eukaryota, Metazoa, Chordata, Actinopteri, Syngnathiformes, Syngnathidae. The record is from RefSeq and is a predicted model, not a curated record. Gene Ontology annotation, biological process: actin cytoskeleton organization; intracellular signal transduction. Gene Ontology annotation, cellular component: plasma membrane.